CGUUAUCGAUCCGUAAUGUAAUUACUGGCCUGUAAUGCAACACGGCAAGGCAUCUCGCCCAUGCUAUGUGGUGCACAGACCGGUAAUGUAAUAAACCAUUUACACCGGAUACCGAAACCGACCUGCAGUGUAAUAACAUACACGCCGCCUGCCGGUAAUGUAAAAACCUAUGCUCUCGUGGAUUGAGCAUGCAAUGUGGGGAGUGCAUGAUCAUUGAACGCAACGCACGGACCACAAACCUGUGCCGUCAACCGUAAGGACAAGGCCUGGCAGACAGCACCCAUGGUAUGUGCAUGUACUACGAAAGCUCUCCAUCUAGGAUUGCAUUGACAACCCGGCAGAGCAACUUGAAAGAACGCUGACUUGUCAGAAUAACCAGAGAAGAUUUUACAGACCUGCAUGACCUGUAACAGCGAAGACUGCGAACUUAGUACAGUAGGCCUACAUCUGCUUAAGUGAGGAAGAUGCUGAACAUGAAGUUUGUGCUAGCUGUUCUUCUUCUUGGCAUUUCAGUCGUCACGGUGUUUGGCGUUGGCAGGCGUGCGAUGAAAGCAGAAACAUACGAGGUAAUCGUCGCAUUACUGAAAGGGACAUUCGUUGUUCCAGUACGUGACAGGACCAAGGCAGAGAGGACAGCACUUGUUCGCUUCUGGAGAAACCGAGAAAAGUUCAGUCUUGCAGAAGAUGGGCACACGUUGCUAUUUGAUGGUAAAAGAGUUGUGAAAGAAUGCGAUCUCGAAAGCAUCGUCAAACAGGGCGUGGCAGCCACAGGAGGAGGUGGAGCAAGAAAGCUGAAUAUCAAGCUCCGUUCUGUUUACACGGGACUGAGCAGGACAAAUGUUCAAAAAUAUAUUGGCAAGUCCAACAAGUAUCGGCCUCUUAAAGCAAGGCUCCACGACAGGGCAACCUUCCGGCCCAUCACAGCGAAAGAAGUUCAUGCUCGCCACCAGAUCGAUCUUAUCGACCUCACAAAGUGGGCUGUGGAAUAUAAAGGCGUCUCUUAUGGCUUUGUUCUUAUGGUAGUUGACGUGUUCAGUCAGUAUACUUGGCUUCGUGCCGUAGAAAUGAGGGAUUCUUCGAUUAUCGCAGAGCACUUGACGAUGAUCUACCUAGAACACGGGCCGCCACGAGUUAUAGAGCACGAAGGGAGCUUCGAAUUCCACCAAGCUGUUGAGCAGCUUAUGGAAAGUCUGCAGGUAAAAGUAAUGAUAAGUUCCCCCUAUUACCCCCAAUCCCAGGGAAAAGUGGAACGUUCCCAAAGAAUACAACAGAUCAUGUGUGAUUUGAUCGACUGUAAGAAACAGGGAGUAAAUUGGGUAAACCAGUUACCUUUUUACGCGGCAACAAUAAACGAAUUUUCCAAGGAAAAACUGACAUGUAGUUCGCCAUUCAGAGUUUACUAUAGUCGGAAAAACAACCGUGUUGGGAAUCCGAUUCUAGUCAAUUCUGAAAACAGCUGCGGGGAUUACGAAAGGAGAGACCAUUUCAAGUACUUCAUAGCAUACGAUCAUAGUGAUCAUCUUGAUGCAUUACAAACACAGGGACUGACGAUCGUCUAUGAUCCACAACCAGAUGGUAACUGCCAGUUUGAUGCUUUGGCAAAUCAACUACAAAAUAUCGGGAUACAACUCUGUGCAAGAGCUUUGCGCACUGAAAUUGUCAGAGACUUGAGAAUGAACCCGACAACAAUCGGUGGUAUCUCUCUGGAGGAAUAUGUGCCUGAUAACGACUUAAACGCUUACCUUGAGCAAAUGGAUAGGGAUGGAACACACGGUGACCAUUUAACCCUUCAAAGGGCAGCUCGGAUAUACAAUGUUAAUAUAGUUGUAUUCUCGAGCCUUGGUCCGCACGCCUCCAACAUUCUGUCUCCCUCUGGAAGUGUUGACAGAGACCGUCCUAUUGUCAUGCUUGGUCAUAUGGCAGAGGAUCAAGGUGAACAUUACCUGAGUGUUCAGCCGGCGAACACCUCAGUUUUUGACUUCGUUCUCCCCGAUGCUUCCACAGCAAACAACCACACAGAAGAGGACCUGUCGUUAAGUGUGCCACAUGUCGUGCCAGUCGCUGUUUCUUACGAUCCCAUGGAUGCGAACGAAGCAGACAUCCUUCUCCCAGAUGAAAACAAUCAAGCACCAUUGUCUCAGCGGAACAUUGACUACAACGGCAAUAAUUCUUUACCGAGGGAGAUAAUUCAAAAGAUCAUCCUACUGACCUUGAAGUCUGACUAUUCCAUGCUUGGAACGUUCAAUAGGGUAUCGCUCAUGUUCAGAGAACUCGCCAGUUUCUUUCAUCCUCAAGUUUAUCUUGACAACAGAAUCAUUGAUGAUCUAAACUUGCGAGAUGCCAUCGAGGUUGAAAUUAGUGUGCAAAGGAUAAUAAGCUACGCCGGUGCAAGCAGCAGGCUUGCUCUUCGUCUGGGAGAACUUUUCUCCGCAAAUCCAAUGUGGUUUGACGCAUGGUUAAUUGUAUCUGUAUUGAACUAUCGCCGUUUUGUUAUCUCGGACAUAUUUUGGAAGUGAAUACUUCCGAUUUGCAUUUUUAUUUACUUUGAGUUGGUAUACUACAUAUGUAUGAACGCUAGGAUAAGUGUUUUUAAUGGGUGUACCAUGGAAAGAACUUAAACGUGAUUUCGGUUCUUCAAACUUACUUUGUCCCAACGUUGUUUAUUUGUCAAUGUUACUGCAGUCUUGGUUUGUUGUAUAAACCAUGUUCAGGUGAAAAUUCCACUUUAACUGGAAAUUGGUGACUGGUUUGAACUGGUUUAUUUGGUUUUGAAUGGUUGAACUGGUUACAAGCCACUUGUACUAGUUCAAAAAUGCAGUUGAAACCAGUCACCAAUUCCCAGUUCAACUUUGCACGUUGAAACUAGUCGAAACCAGUUGAACUGGAUUCAACUGGAAUUUUCAACGGUGUUCAUGUAAAUGGCCUAAAAACUUUCCACUCGUAGCAAUAUUCCUCACUUAUGUCUUCUAACCAAGAGAGUUCAGCAGUGCUCACAUGACAUUUUUUUUUGCAUCUUUAUUAGUAAAAUAUCUUCUGUGUAAAUGGUGAUACAUUUCAAACUAAAAUCGGUUUAGUCGCAAUGAUGCAAGUGAUUCACGGCCGGUGUACAGGCUGAGCGUUUGUCUCGAAAGUGCAUAUUGUCGUAUCUGUCAUAUAUUAUCAUAUCGUCAUUCGUAUGUAUUUCAUUGUUCAUAUGGAGCACCACAAAAGACAAAUGCAAAUUUGAAAGCCUCGUUAAUAAACCAAUCGUUUGCACGCGGAAAAUAAAUAUACACUCGCCGAGUUCUGUGCCAAAAAUAUGCCCUGAAAAGUUCAGGGUCAGACCUGCAACUCUUCUGGCUCAAAACGACAAUUUAAUUGUCGUGCAAAAAUUGACACUUAACUUUCACGGUCAAAAUAACGAAACUUAGUGUCAAAAUGACACAUUUCCGGGUCAAAGGGCACGGCAAAAAAAAAGAUUCAAAAGUCAAAUCCGACCCGGAUUCGUGUCGAAUCCUCCCGGGACUUAAGAUAGUGUUCAUAUCUGCGCGUACUUGUCUGCCCUCACUUGUCUACCUUUAGCCUCUGUUAUAACAGCUGCAACACUCUAUCGGCCAGGGGCAGGCUGAAACUUUGGUUGCUUUGCUGGCUUUGAUUCCUUUAUGGGGGCUGAUUCCUUCCUAGAAUUCUAGUCAUGAAUUCGAAACUGUUUUGCUUAUUUCUGGUUUAUAUCAUAAUAUAAUAACACCUUUGCCAAGAUACAGCUGAGAAGUGAUUUUCAAUAAAGAUAUUCGGUCCAUGCAUGCUCUUCAACGAGCUUCAGUUUUUCUGUCAA
This is a messenger RNA of Patiria miniata (bat star), 3814 nucleotides long. RefSeq lists its product as uncharacterized. Gene Ontology annotation, biological process: DNA integration; protein deubiquitination. NCBI's taxonomy places the organism in Eukaryota, Metazoa, Echinodermata, Asteroidea, Valvatida, Asterinidae. Gene Ontology annotation, molecular function: nucleic acid binding; cysteine-type deubiquitinase activity. Bases 465 to 2516 code for a protein of 683 amino acids. The transcript is spliced from 2 exons. The record is from RefSeq and is a predicted model, not a curated record.